AAAAAGACUGAAAAAGGCAGAAUAUGUAAUAAAAAAAACUUGGUAUAGUUUAAAAAUAUUCCUUUCCAUUUACUAAGGUUUUAGACAAUAGAAUAAGCAUAUUCUGAGCUAAAACAAGCACACCCUUUCCCUCCUCUCACUUUCUCUCUCUAUAUCUUCUUCUUUCUCUCUCCUCUUCAACUGAUCAAUCUCACCUCAGAUUUAACACCAUUAAUUUCAUCAAAUUUAGAUCACAAGAACCCUAAUUUCUAUUUUUAUUGGUGGGUUUUUUAUUUUUUAAUUUUUUCAGAUAAGUUUUAUCUAGUUAAUUAGCUCGUUUAUGAAGCCUCCUUGGCCGCGUCCGCUUUUUUUGGACUGCAGAUAUAGAGUUAGGCAAUAGAGAACAGUUGGAAAGUAUGGAAAUUGCAGAGUUAGAAGAAAACCUGUUUGCAAUUAGUGAUGCCAAGUUACAUGGAGGAAUGUGCAAGCUUUUUUCCAAUAUAUACUGUAAAGUGUUGAAUAUCUUUCCUGCUCUAGAAGCAGCACGCCCACGAAGUAGGCCAGGAAUCCAGGCAUUAUGUUCUCUGCACGUAGCACUUGAGAAGGCCAGAAAUCUAUUACAACAUUGCUCAGAGUGUAGCAAACUUUACCUGGCUAUUACUGGAGAUUCUAUUGUUUUGAAGUUUGAAAAGAUGAAAUCUGCGCUUGUAGACAGUCUUAAACGGGUUGAAGAUAUUGUUCCACAAUCAAUUGGUUGUCAGGUUCAAGAGAUUGUUAGUGAACUGGAGGAGACUGCUUUUACCCUUGAUCCGUCAGAGAAACAAAUUGGUGACGACAUAAUUGUGUUGCUUCAGCAGGGUAGAAAAUUUGAUGACAGUUUUAGUGACAAUAGUGAGCUUGAGUGUUUCCACCAAGCUGCAUCUAAACUUGGCAUAACUUCUUCAAGGGCUGCUCUUGCUGAAAGAAGGUCUCUCAAGAAACUCAUAGAGAAAGCUCGAAUGGAGGAAGAUAAACGAAAAGAAUCAAUUGUAGCUUACCUUUUAUUUCUGAUGCGGAAGUAUUCUAAGUUGUUCAGAAGUGACCUAGGUGAUGAUCAAGAUUCCCAAGGUUCUGGACCCUGUUCACCCACUGUUCAAGGAUCUUCUGAGGAUGGUCUUGGUGCUUGUAAUGGGAGGGCAUUUGACCGUCAACUAUCAAAAAUUGUUUCGUUUAACUUUAGGCCCUCGUUUUCGUUUAGGACAAAUAGGAGAACUGAGCACAUACCCAUUCCACCAGAAGAACUCAGAUGUCCAAUCUCAUUGCAACUCAUGUAUGACCCAGUUAUCAUUGCUUCUGGACAGACAUAUGAAAGAAUUUGCAUUGAAAAAUGGUUCAGUGAUGGGCAUAACACAUGCCCAAAGUCCCAGCAACAGCUUGCUCAUCGUUGUGUAACUCCUAAUUAUUGUGUGAAGGGUCUUAUUGCUAGCUGGUGUGAGCAGAAUGGGAUUCCUAUUCCUGGUGGGCCACCCGACACUCUUGAUCUCAACUAUUGGAGGCUUGCAUUGUCGGAUUGUGAGUCAGCACGGUGUAGGUCUGAGGAUAGCAGCAACUCAGGCAACCUGAAAGGGGUUAAGGUUGUUCCCUUGGAAAGUGGCAUUAUUGAAGAGAUCGAAGGGAAUGAAGGUGAAAGUUGUUCUUGCGAGCAGGAAGAGAGUAAUGAAAAUGUUAUUGGUAUAUGUGAGAACUUUUUGACUGUUCUACAAGGGGAAGAUGACUUGAGAACCAAGCUAAAAGUAGUUGAGCAUAUAAGACGGUUGUUAAAAGAUGAUGAUGAAGCAAGGAUGUUCAUGGGUGCUCAUGGGUUUGUUGAAGUGCUUGUAGGAUUUCUAAAGUCUGCACUUGGUGAACGGAACGAUUUGGCGUUGGAAGAUGGGGCAAUGGCACUCUUCAACCUUGCUGUUAAUAACAACAGAAACAAGGAAUUAAUGUUAGCCGCAGGGGUUGUCCCUCUGCUAGAGGAGAUGAUUUCUGAUCCUGGUUCUUAUGGAUUAGCAGCUGCCCUCUUUCUAAAUCUUUCAUGCCUUGAUGAAGCAAAACCAGUGAUAGGCUCGAGCAAGGGAGUCUCCUUUCUAAUCAGGCUUCUUGUUGGCAAAUGCGAACCACAGUGGAAGCUCGAUGCCCUUCAUGCUCUUUUUAAUAUUUCUGCUUGCCCAUCCAAUAUUCCUAACCUCCUUCAAUCUGGUAUUAUCAAUGGUCUACUACUUCUUUUGGUUGAGCCCAGAGAUCAGACAUGGACCGAAAAGUCCAUUGCGGUUCUCAUAAACUUGGCAUCAAAUAAUACAGCUAAAGAAGCCGUUACAUCAGCCCCUGGUCUUGUUGGUGCACUCGCAUCAAUUAUGGACAUGGGUGAGCCUAUUGAGCAGGAACAAGCUGUGUCAUGUCUGUUGCUUCUUUGCAAUGGGAAUGAUAAAUGCUGUCAAAUGGUGCUACAAGAAGGGGUAAUUCCGACCUUGGUGUCUAUCCAAGUCAACGGGACAGUUCGAGGCAGAGAGAAAGCUCAAAAACUUCUGAUGCUAUUUCGAGAGCAGAGACAGCGGGAUUCUUCUCCUCAAAGAGUACAUAGGUCUCCUUCUGUGAGGGAAUUCACAGCUCAAGUCCAGCCCCCAGAGCCGAAGCCCCUAAGCAAAUCAAAUAGUGAAAAGGUACUGCCAGUUCUUGAAACAAAGCCCCUUGGUAAAGCAGUUUCGCGAAAGAAACUGGGCAAGACAUUUAGUUUCUUUGGGAAAAGAAAGAAUUUCUCUGGACCUCAGUGUUAGCAAAAGCCAGGAAUCUCACACUUUCGCCACUCUUCAUCCUCGAAUGAUGUAAAUUCAUCUUGUAUCUUCUUAUACUCUUCCCUUGCCCAAUUCUUAUGGGCAGCUCCCAUUUUUGAGUCUUCUAAACAGAAGAAGAGAUGUACAGCUCCCCGCCAAUGUAAUUUACACAUGGAUGAUCUUUUUCCUUUUGCCUUUCGUUGGUCGCAAGGGCAGAGUUUCAUACAGUAUUAUGGUAGUUUUGCAUUAGAAGAGCCCUAGGUCCUUGGAUGAAGCAAUUGAGUGUUUGAGUCACUCUAUUUAAGUAAAUAUCAUGCAGUUUCAAAUGGUUUUUGGCGUUAAAA
Molecule: messenger RNA, 3115 nt
Organism: Chenopodium quinoa (quinoa)
Lineage: Eukaryota; Viridiplantae; Streptophyta; Magnoliopsida; Caryophyllales; Amaranthaceae
Product: U-box domain-containing protein 45-like
Exons: 6
Coding region: 396-2774 (792 amino acids)
Biological process (GO): protein ubiquitination
Cellular component (GO): nucleus; cytoplasm
Molecular function (GO): ubiquitin-protein transferase activity; protein binding
Source: RefSeq, a predicted model, not a curated record